Heteronotia binoei (common prickly gecko) is the source of this 2571-nucleotide messenger RNA. Its product is annotated as zinc finger protein 124-like. The transcript is spliced from 6 exons. Lineage: Eukaryota; Metazoa; Chordata; Lepidosauria; Squamata; Gekkonidae. Bases 334 to 2172 code for a protein of 612 amino acids. Gene Ontology annotation, biological process: regulation of transcription by RNA polymerase II. The record is from RefSeq and is a predicted model, not a curated record. Gene Ontology annotation, molecular function: DNA-binding transcription factor activity, RNA polymerase II-specific; RNA polymerase II cis-regulatory region sequence-specific DNA binding.
GGGGAGGGGGGGGAGAAAUUUCUGAAUUGCCCAAAAAGAAGAGCUAGAGAUCCGCAGCAGCUGGGAAAAGCCGUGCAGCUGGAUCUUCGGGAGGUUUAGUUGUAAGCAGGUGGGGGGGGGGGGGGGGAGGAGAAGGUAGUAGAUCUUGGAAGAGGGGGAUCAGUCUAGCUGUAGGAUAAGACUAUCUCUGGCUAGGGGCCCUGGUGACUGAGCGGAAUCUCCAUGUUCAAAAACCACUUUGAUCCACUCUGUUAAGUGGGCGGGGGGUGGGGGUAACCAGUGUCUUUAAGUCCAAGGGGAAAAGUUGGAGGAGACCCAAUACACUGGAAGGAGAUGGAAAAGCAGGACUCAGAAGGACCAGGAACUGGCAAGAGAUCGAGGAAAGAACACCAUCCCUUCCAGGCGGGGAUUGGUGUUGAGUUGUGGGAAAGAGCUGUGCCAGAGACCCUGCAUCAGGAUACUGGGAUCUCAGAGGAACACCGCCAGCAUUUCCGGCAGUUCUGCUUCCACAAUGCUGCUGGGCCCCGAGAGGUUUGCAGCCAGCUCUAUCUACUUUGCAACCGCUGGCUGAAGCCAGAGAGGCACACCAAGAAGCAGAUCCUGGACCUGGUGAUCCUGGAGCAGUUCCUGGCCAUCCUGCCCCUGGACAUGGAGCGUUGGGUCAGAGGAUGCAGGCCGGAGACCAGUUCCCAGGCCGUGGCCCUGGCCGAAGGUUUCCUGUUGAGUCAGGCAGAGGAAAAGAGGCAGGCAGCGCAGAUGUGGGGACCAUCUAUGAAGAUGGAAGCGAAGUUCUCUCAGGUCGAGGGAUCUCCUUGGGAGGAACAGCAGAGGGCACAAGCCCAGGAGCCUGCCCAGGAUGCUAUCUCAAGUGGCAGUGAAGAGAUGGUGUCGAGCCUUCAUCUUUGUGGAGGAGUGGAAAUGGCUGCCACCCCUGCUGUCCAGUCUCCAGCUUCCUUUGAGGACGUGGCCGUGUAUUUCACUGAGGCAGAGUGGGCCCUGCUGGAUCUGGGCCAGAGAGCGCUCUGCAUGGAAGUCAUGCUGGACAACUAUUGGACUGUGGCCUCUCUGGCAGGGGAGGAUCAACCGAAUGAGGAUGAUGAGGAAGUGCUUCAUCCAUCACCCACUAAAGUCAAGAAUGAAGACUUGAAAAUGGACCUCCAGAAUCAAGGCGGCCCUACGGGGCUUAUAGAAAGCCACACGACUGAGAAGCAGGAUCAGCCCAUUGCUUGCGAAGGGGGGGAUUUCCAAGAAGUAAUUCACAUGGUGGAGAAAACAUACAAGUGCUUGGAGUGUGGCAUGAACUUCUCAGAUCAAACCCAAUAUAAUAUCCACUUGCAAAUGCACAGUGGAAGGAACGCCCAUAAAUGUUUGGUGUGUGGAGGGAUUUUCUUUUGCACAGAAGAGUUCCUUAGGCAUCUGAGCACACACACAGGGGAGAAACCUUUAGAAUGCUCAGAGUGUGGAAAGAGAUUCCGUCACAAUGGUGAUCUUCACCGGCAUCAAAGAAUCCACACAGGGGAGAAGCCUUUUGAAUGCUCAGAGUGUGGAAAGAAAUUCAGACGGAGUGGCGCUCUGCAAGGGCAUCAAAGAACACACACUGGGGAGAAACCGUAUGAAUGCUCAGAGUGUGGAAAGAAAUUCCGUUGGAGGGGCAAUCUUCAAAUGCAUGUAAAAACCCACACUGGGGAGAAAGCUCUUGAAUGCUCAGAAUGUGGAAAGAAAUUCAGUCAGAGUGGUAAUCUUCACCAGCAUCUGAAAACUCACACAGGGGAGAAACCUUUUGAAUGCUCAGAGUGUGGAAAGAGAUUCCGUCGGCAUGGCUUUCUUCUGGAGCAUCUUAGAACCCACACAGGGAAGAAACCUUUUGAAUGCUCCGACUGUGGAAAGACAUUCUGUCACAGUUCAACUCUUCAAAAGCAUCUGAGAACCCACACAGGGGAGAAACCUUUUGAGUGCUCAGAGUGUGGAAAGAAAUUCAGUGCGAGAUUCACUCUUCAGCAGCAUCUAAGAACCCACACAGGAGAGAAACCUUUUGAAUGCUCAGAGUGUGGAAAGAAAUUCAGUAGGAGUGGCAGACUUCACCAGCAUCUACAAACUCACUGUGAGGAGAAACCUUUUGAAUUAUCAGAGUGUGAAAAGACAUUUAGUCAGGUUGACAUUCUUUUUUUAUGAGGUGGUCUUUAUCACGUUUUCAAAAGUUUGUGAAGCAUGUUGUCUUAAAAUUGUAUUUAAAGCUGUAAAAAAGAAAUCUUCUUUCAGACUCCUGAGCACAGCACCUCAUGCCACAACUCAUCCUAUGACUGAACCUGGUGUGCUUUUCCUACCUUCAUGAUGUGGGUCAGUUAAUUGGGUGACUCUGGGUUUAAAUCCACACUAGACUUGGAAACUAUGUGGAUGCCCUUUAGCCAGUCACAUUUUCAGACUAACAUACUUUGGAUGACAGUUGUAAGGAUUAAAUCUUUGUGAGGGGAUGGCUUCUUGUCUUGAUAGGUGCAGAAAUCACAGGCCUUCCUUAUUGAUUGAUAGCUUUUAUUAAAACAUUUACAUUCUGCUUCCCCUUAUGAUUCAGUA